Messenger RNA from Colletotrichum abscissum, 984 nucleotides. RefSeq lists its product as uncharacterized. The transcript has a single exon. Lineage: Eukaryota; Fungi; Ascomycota; Sordariomycetes; Glomerellales; Glomerellaceae. The annotation marks the transcript as partial. The record is from RefSeq and is a predicted model, not a curated record.
GUACUGCCACUGCUGCUGCUGCCAAACCUGGAAAACAACGAAACGAAAUCCCCGACCAUUGCCCGACACUUCGCCGAUUUCUUCACUUUCGGUAUCUUUCUGCAUCACCGUAAACUUGAAUUUACUACGAUACAACCUGGCCUCAGCAUCCCGGGUGACCAGCAAAAAGACAGAAUCAAUCUAUUUUCGCAGACAAAUCCGCCUAUCCGCACCCGAUUCGAGCAAGGCGUUACGAAAUACCUUCCUCGACCUGACUAUCCUGCCCGCACCUGGUGGAUCCCAUUUGAUACAACUUUGCCCCAAAACCCAACCUUGGACGUGUCACAGUGGUACUUUUUCUCCGUCACCAGGUUCCAUUCAAACUCGAUUGCUUGCUGUUUCUCGAGUUUCUUCUGCCACCUGUUCAAGCCUCAGACAGCCAGAAUUUCCGAACCACAAACCAAACACGCCCUCCGAUCGUCCGAGCCAAAACAUCACUAUCUCAGCCCUUUCAUCCAGGAUUCCACUACUCCGUACCCAACCCCCGUAUCCAAGCCGUUGCUCUGCCGUACAGUGUACCCUGCGCCCUGCAUCUGUACAUACCUACCUAGUGUCUGUAUUCUGCAGCCCGCCCGUCCGCUGCAACCACAUCAACCUUCUUGUAAGUUUCUGCAACUCCCGGAGCGCCGCGCUGUGAGGACGAGACACUCGGCCAGACCCAAGCGUCGCCGUACGGAGUACAGUACCUUAGUUAACACGUCCAGGUCUUUCUGGGAUUGCUUAGCUCCCGCACCAACCAAGUCCCCCGUCUUUCAUCCCCCAGGUAAGCAGUUGCAGCCCGUUUGUCCCUCACCUCAGCAACAUGUCAUCUUGCGGCUUGCCCUGUUCCUUGACGUCCUAGACGUUUCCCGCCUUAGCUGGAAGUCCCCCCGUCUAUGGAGGCGCAUGUCCGCUUCCCCCCUUCCCCUUCCCCGUCCAACCUCGAGGCGUCGGGUGACACGGUGA